ACUGAUUACCUUUCCCAUUUCCCAAAUCAAUUCAAGCUGAAAGAAAAGUACACAAAUUUGCGGAGUCCAUUAUUUGAACGAAAUAAGCUGUUGUUUCAGGUCAACUUCCGCCUUUUGCCACCUGAAAACAAUGGUAACUAUCGUGCCAUCCCGGUUCGCCGGUUUGCGAAUCGAGGACGAUGAUGACGAUUGUGCAAAACCAUCGCGAAACCAGAAAAACACAUCCAGCCAAAAACACUCCCAAUCAACGUCCACCGGUAAACACAUUCAGGCCGGUAAUCAACAGAAUCGCAAAGCUCUAAAGCCGAAAAAGCCCCGAAAACCAGUCAACGAGGAAGCUCAAAACAAACAAUGGUCCCAGUGGCAGGAGAAAGACACCGAAAUCGUGGAUACGCAUUACGAGAAAGAUUUGGAACAAGCUGUGCUGCUUUCCAAGUUGGACUUCGAAGCAAAUAAAACGAAAUACCUUAAGGCGGAGCAGGAAGUCAAACAGAACUCUAAGUCGAAAAAGUCGCGUCCUCUGUCACUUCAGCAAUUUCAGACCAAGAUUGACAAAGAUAUCUCGGAAAAAGAAGUUCAGAAACAGCGUAAAGAAGAAGAGGUGGAGUAUAAUAAAAAGUUUAGCUUUUUCGAGCAAAUUAAUCGCGAAACGAAGCAAAUCAUCCAGAAAGAACAAAUUAAAUCAUUGGUAGCUAAUCGCGAAUAUUGUCCUGAGAGCUCUUCACCAACAGAGAACGGUAACAGUGAAAAUGCUUCACCGGAAGCUUGCGAACUGGAUCAAUUGAGGGCAGAAAAUGCUGCUCUGCGAGCGGAACUGGAAGCACUUCGUGUCCGACAUAAGAAAAUUUGUUCAGUGCUUAAAACAGGAGAGAUGAAGGAUAAAACUGAACUGUUGCUCGAGAUUGAAAAGCUGAAGAAAGCUCGAGAGGACACGGCCGCUGAGAUGACGGCAUUGUACGAGCAACUCGAGCAGGAGAAAUCCAAAAUUGGUGGAUCUGGUCAGGAGAAAGGCAAGGAAAAACCGGGUGGCAGGAAGUCAGUGCGUUUCGAUGCAUCGUCAGAAGCUCACAAUGGGAGAGCUGAAUAGAUUAGAUAUUCAUAUAAAUGAGCGUACCUCACGAGAAAUUCCAGAAAUGUUUGACAAAACAUUGAUCUAAUUGCCUGAUAUUUCCAUGAUAUUAGUCGUAACCAACCUUUUAAAAAGAGUGUGAUGAAAUUGUAGUUUAAAUAAAUAGUAUAUUGACUGA
Toxorhynchites rutilus septentrionalis is the source of this 1247-nucleotide messenger RNA. RefSeq names its product G kinase-anchoring protein 1-A-like. Lineage: Eukaryota; Metazoa; Arthropoda; Insecta; Diptera; Culicidae. Gene Ontology annotation, biological process: signal transduction. The record is from RefSeq and is a predicted model, not a curated record. Gene Ontology annotation, cellular component: Golgi apparatus. The transcript has 2 exons. The coding region runs from base 131 to 1087 and encodes 318 amino acids.